ACAGUGCUCAAGAGUGGUCCAAAAUUCAGGGGCCUUGGGAGAGGAGAAAAACCCUGGCUCCAAAGGACACCAGACCACUUCAAAGGAUCCGAAGUAGAGAAGCAGAGCCUCUCCGGAGGGAAGAGGAACAGACCAGAAUCUCCCAAGGGCGGGUUCGAAGGCUACACCCGGCGUCCACAGGCUGCGCCCAGCCAUCAGCCACCACUUCCACCCACCGGAACGUCCUUGGACGCGCCCGUUAGUGGCCCCGCCCUUGACCCGCCUCCUUGCGCACGCGCAUUUGAGGUGCAGACCCGGAACGAGGGGUGCGCUCUCGCGAGUGAGUCUCGGUUUUUCGGUCCGAAACUAACGGCGCUAUGCAAUUUCAGGCCCCGCUUCUCCACACCUCGGUUUCGGGGGUCUCCGGGACUGUUGACAUUCAAGGAUGUGGCCAUUGAAUUCUCUCAGGAGGAGUGGGAAUGCCUGGACCCUGCUCAGAGGGCCUUGUAUACGGACGUGAUGCUGGAGACCUACAGGAACCUGCUUUCCCUGGAUGAGGAUAAUUUCCCUCCGAAAGUCGGUUCUUAUAGCACCCACAGUAACAGUCCCAAAAUGGAUUUUCGUGACUGGGAGGCCUUUAGGUUAAUUAUUCAAAAAAUCAUUGACAAGAUAUCAAGGAGCUUACUAUGCUUUCUUCUAGGAGUUUUUUUUUUCAGGGAAAUUUAUUAAACAGAAACAUUGAAUGAAACCAUUAAAGAGAAGGCAUAACAACACACAGAGGAACUUCUAACGGCCACCGGAGCCAACGGGUCCCAGCACCCCCACCCCAGGGUCACCAACAAGGCUGAGGCUUCUGCUUUGCCGGGGAUUGGCCCUCAUCCCUAGGACACCCUGGCUGUGGCCUUCCUCCCCAGUCCCGCAGCAGCAUGGGACCUGCGUGCGCUUCAGUGACAGGGUGGCCCCUUCCUGGACGGUCUGCGUGCUGCUCUCACGAAACAGCCUUGCCUGCUCCCUGACCGGAGAGACGGGGACACUGGUUUCUGCCAGCACCUGGGCGCCAGAGGCCGUGCGGCCCCUCCUACUUGCCUCUGCUUCUCCCUGGUCAGGGCCAUGGCGGCCUCUAACUCCUCCUCAUCUCGAAUGAGCUUCAGUAACUCCAGGAAACUGGGCGCACCCCCUCGCUGCUCCAUGAGCUUGAGCUUGCCCUGGAGGGAGGUGCUCAUGGAGGUCUGAGCUAGGAUGUAUUUCAGGCGAAUCACGUCUGCCCUUCCCACUGACUCGGGGCUGUGCUUCACAGCGUUCUGCAGCACGGGCUCUAACCGUACCAGAAAGGCAGAGACUUUCUCUCCGGACGUCUGGAAGGUCUGGAGGAACUUUAACUGUGAGGUUCUAUAGUCCUCCUUAUUCCCGAAGAUCUGCUUCAGGGCGUCCAGGCACUGCGCUACAGUCAUCGAGUCGCUGUUGGCCCGGAGCGCCCGCAUGAUGGACAGGGUGGGGCCGUGUAAGCUUUCCAGCAAACGACGCUGCUUCUCUACCUCAGACACCUGCCACAUCUGCAUCAUCUCAGUCACCUGGUCUAGCCAGGCUUCGAAGUUCUCUUAGCCAGGCUUCAAAGUUCUCUUCGCCUGGGCCUGGGCAAGUGUUUCCCGAAAACACCUUCAGUUUUCGGUACCACACGCUUCCUUUCAGAGGCGGCGGGUCUGGUGGCUUGACUGGAGCCAAGCCUUUGGGCUCCACGUCCUCAAGGUACGUCCCCAGGGUAUUGACCACAUCUGCCAUUCUCUGGCCCUCAUGUUUCAGGAAGUACUUCAGUCUUGAUAAAUUCAUCAUCUGACAUACGGGGUUUCACCACCACUUCCCAGGUACCUCCCUUUCCUGGGAUCUGACUGGGCGUCGAAGCAUAAUUGACCGUGUCGGCCAAUUCAAUGAAAACUGCCUUAGAGUUGUCUUCCCUUCUGAACAUUCUGCCCAGCACACUGUAGGCACCCAGGGGGCUGUAAGCCCGCCUUCAGGGUCUCUUUAAUUUCCUCUUCACUACACUCCACAGGGAUGCCCACCAUGAGCAGGGCCUUCCUGGGGUCCAGGUCCAUCCCCUUGCACCAAUCCUCCAACAGACUCACAGCCAUUGCUCCCUCUAUCUACGGACUGAUCUAGUACAAGGGGCAGGAAUCAGCGCACAGAGUUUGACCAGGACUCAAGGAAUUCUGAGUCAAUGCCAAGUAUGAAGGCAGAGUCGUUCCGGGUUUGCACAGCCUCUGCUUGCCGUGGACUCCUCCUCAAAGUCCAAGGACUCUUCCGUGUGUACUGGAGGUGCCUACAGGCCGAAGCGCCUGUGCUCCACAAGCACCACGCGACCGUUACCACUGCUCGCGCGGUGCCCACUCCGCCCCACCUUAUCUAGUGAUUUACAAGGUGUGCUGCCUGCAGGUAGCUCAGCAGUUUGGCUUGUAGCCAGCUCUUCGGGUCACUGCCUGGUCAGAGGCCUAAUGCUGCCUCUGAAGCCUGAACAAGACUACUUUACUAGCUUCCCCAACAUUAAUUUAUUCUAAUAAUUAUUCUCCCUGCGUAGAUUCUUCAUGCACAUCUUGGUAUGCUGAUAUUUAAAUCUCAUAUUUUUUAUACUCCAUGGUUUCCUCAUUAUUACUGCUCCUAACAAUGUUUCUCAGAAAUUUUCUUACGUUCCUUGAAUUACAUAUUUCAAUGAAGCCUCUUUUGUUCCCUGUCUUCUCUUUCAACUAAAUUUCAUCAAAAGUCACCUGGUCCUUGUUGAUAUACAUCCUAUCAUCGUCCUGUUCUUCAGGCUGUUAACUGGCUGCUUCUGUUGUCAACCACAUCUCUGUACAUAGAACUCUGCCAUGGAUCAGCACGGCACUGCCAGAAUUGUUUCUAUGGUUAAACCCUGCUAUGAACACCACCUGUCCAUACAAGUCAUUCUUUCCCCUCUAGGUUGUUUAGUAACGCCCCUUAAGCCCUUAAGGUUACUAUUUUCUGUUGCUGUUCCAGAAGUCAAAAUCAUUACUUUUUGUUAAGUGCAUAUUAAUUUCCAUUGAUAAGAGUAAGUAUAGCUUUAGUGAUAUACAUACAGUAAGAGCACUUCUCAUCUGAUGUCUGUUUUAUGUUUGGGAUUAUGUUUGGGAUUAUAAUGUUAAAAGAUCCAAAGAUAUGAUUUCAAAUACUUUAAAAAAUUCCUGCAAAAGAGAUCUAUUACUUUUAUAUGACGAAGCUGUUUGCACUAAAAAGCUUCAUGCUAAAAUUGAUAUUCUGUUUUAAAAAUGUAUAAGUAGUUUAAAAAUUAUUCUUACCAAAUAUAAUCACUUCCACAAAGAGUUUAAACCUUGGCAAAAGCCUCCUGCUAGUUUUGUUUCCACCAGUCAACCUGUCGCCCCUGCCAAGAGAUCAUCAUCCAGCAACCACGAUCAUCCUCCAUUGCUGUACCCUUGAGAGGGUUUUAUUGCAUCCACAUGUGUUCACACAGAGUGAAUUCAUUCAUUCUCCAGGUUUUGCUUUUAGGUCCUGCAAAGAACAUUCUUGUACACAUCUUCCAGAACAAAUAAUAUAUGCCUAGGAAUGGAAUUUGUGGGAUACUCAGCUUGAUCAUGUUUAAAGCAAAUAUUGGAAUAGACGUAAACCUACAGUCUUCCCAUAACAGCACUCUCUGUCUUCCUAAUAUCUUCCACAUUUCCUUCAUACCAACAAUAUAGUUUCCAUAGAAUGAGUCAUGUUUAUGCUUCUUGCUACAGCGGUUCUUCUUUUCCCAAGGUUAGGCUUUCAUCUGCUGCAGUACAGUCCUCUUCCCAUAGAUUUGCAAGCACAAGCAGUGCUCCCACAUUGCCCCCUACUUCACUCUUGCUUUGUUAAAUCCCAGUCCCAGCCUUCCCUCAGAUUUUUGUAGAUCUAAGAGAAUUCUAUUGGUACUUCUUAGUACUGUGUCAAUAUUUAGCACUUGGGCUCGCCAGUUCCCAUUAAGACCCACCCCUCCCCAUACCCCACACACUGCAUAAGGAAGGAACUCUACUUGCACACAGUACAGUUUGCUCAGAUCAGCGACUCAGUCUGGUCACUGUGUACAUCAACACGUGCUGGACGUGACUCCUAUCAUCUGGGAAUGGCAGGACAGUCACAGUGUAAGUGACACAACUCACUGCCCGUAUCUUCCUUGAAACAUUUCUUUCUAAGAUACUGGUUAUUUCCUUCAAAUUUUCUUAAAAUCUGUACUGCCUGGAUGGAUGAUGUUGCUUAAUACAUAUGAACAUGUCAUGUUACUCUGCACACCCAGGUUCAUACUGUCUCUUGAAUUUGCUUUCUGUGUGAGUUAGAGAUAGAUGUGUGUUUUUGUAUGAAAUACUGUGAUAAUUUACCUCAAGAAUAAUUAAAUAAUUAAUGCUGUUAUAGGGGCUUGAAAUAUUGCAUGGCAGAUAGUAAGGACUGUAAAGUUACCUUUAGUUAACUGGAUGUGUCAUUUUUUUGGUCAUGGUUAUUAAGAAAUUGACCUUGGCCUACAUUAUAUUUUGACUGUUGUCUUUUUCUAAUUAUUUUCCAUAUAGAUGUUCCUUAAGAUAACAUUUUUCAAAGCAUACAUUAUAUACCAUAUAUAUAUAUAUUUUUGCCAUACAAGUGUACAAUUAAAUGACACUCCACAGUUAGGUAGUUGAACUAUGUAGAACCACAGGCAUGACAUCAAUGAUUGAAGAUUUCAGACCGUUUUUUCCAAUUCUUAAACUUUAUACAUACAUUUAACUGAAUCUGAUAUUUCAAAAUUCAGUGCUUAU
Molecule: messenger RNA, 4748 nt
Organism: Mesoplodon densirostris (Blainville's beaked whale)
Lineage: Eukaryota; Metazoa; Chordata; Mammalia; Artiodactyla; Ziphiidae
Product: zinc finger protein 69-like
Exons: 7
Biological process (GO): regulation of DNA-templated transcription
Source: RefSeq, a predicted model, not a curated record